GAAGGAGAGUAAAACUGGCAGAGCCGUGUUAAAUAGGGGAGGGAGAAGGCGGUCGAGGAUUGUAAAAAGUGACAGUCGUCGGUCCAACUUUUCCCAGUCGCGAUCUUCACAGAGGGAUGACCAUGGAGUUCGAAAACGGCUUUUUUUUCAUCGCAACUCUUUCAGCUUUGGUCUUGAUUGCCGGGGUUGCUGGAGAAAACGCGACCGAGGCAGAUAAUCAGCCCAUGCCCACGGUUACUACUGCUAGGAACGUGGAAACCACGCCGCCGAAUAAUGCCAGCUCGGUUCUUGCCACAAGUGUUCAUCACCUUUUGGAUUUAUUACCAAUACCCGAGGAUUUAGGUAAAAGUUGUACCAAAAAAGAAGACUGUAAGAAUACCAAUUCGCGCUGUUUCAACGGAACCUGCCAGUGCUUAGAAAACAACGUUCUCGCAUCCAAUGGAAAAGAAUGCCUGGAAAUGGUAACCGAGUUCGGCGAGAAGUGCAGCGAGGACGUGCAAUGCUCUCCUCUGAAAGACACGUACGGCGAAGUCGUGUGCGUCAAUCUAUCCUGCAGAUGCGACCCGGUCCGUACAAAACUGUACAAAGAGGCCUGUCUCGAGCAAUCGCAUUUGGGAGGCAAGUGUAUACAGCACGAGUCCUGCAGCGUGAAAAACUCCGAAUGCGACCAAGAGGUCUGCGUCUGUUCUGACAACUACGUGCCAGAUGCCGACGGCAUGCGUUGUCUGCCAAUAUUGAAGGAAAUGAAUGCGACGUGCGAGAUGGACGCUCAGUGCAACUCUUAUUUGGGCGAUGGAGCUCUGUGCUUGCAGAACAAAUGCGCCUGCUUGAACUCAUUUCACUUCAAUGGCGACGUCUGCGUUGAGAACAAACCUCUGGGUUCUGACUGCAAGAAAGACGUUGAUUGUCUCAUACCUGUUGAUGUUGAACCUGGAAACAGAAGGACCUGCUUCAACGGCACCUGUUCCUGUCUUAAAAAUUUCAAGGAGUUGAAAAAAGACAACAUCUGCGAUAGUAAGUUUUAUCCCGUUCCAAGUUCAGCAGCCCGUUGGGAUAAUUUCUGGCUGACAACCCUGAUUCUUUCUCUGGUCAUCAACUUUCUCUAUAAGAUUCCUUCGAAGAACUGCGUUUGAACUAAAGGCGCUUUCUCAAAAUUCACGAAUUGACUACGAAAAAGUCUUAAGUUAAGAAAAUAUAGUUUAGAUUUAAAUUUACAAUUUCAAAAAAAAAAUAUUGUUCCUUCAGGAGAUUAAAACUGGAAAUUUUAUGUUAUGUUGUACGGUUAUAAUUUUUAAUAUAAUCUCAUUUAGGUUUUUAAGUACAUUAUAGGCUUUAUUUAUAAAAACAAAUAAAAUUUUUAAAAAAUAUUGAAUUUUUGUAGAAUAGAACAUGAAUUGAUGAAGUUGUGAAAGAAUACAAACACCUCACAAAGGCAAUAAAGCUCUAGACGUUAUAGCUAAGCAAGCUUCCGAAUAUACAAGCCUUUAGCAGAGGCACUUUCCAGGCUUCCCCGGUCGUGCUUCAGGGCAAUGCUGGAGAUAGAAAAUAUGGAGGACUGGGAAUCUUGUUCGACAAAAACCGGAAAUGGAAAUUACACAAAAACGUUCUUUCUAGGUGUAGCCAGCCAACGGACAAGCCCUUUGCCCAAGCAGUACUUCCACAAUGCUGUGUACAAAUAGAAAAAUAGCGCUAUUGUGUAGAAUUUGGGAGCAUAUUUUGUUUCACUAUUUUAACUUCGAAGCAAAGGUUGUACUCACUUCGUGCAAAUUCUGCUAGUAUUACCUGCCCUCUAGCCAGCCUAUCAGCGCUGAUAAAAAAA
Messenger RNA from Cimex lectularius (bed bug), 1819 nucleotides. RefSeq lists its product as uncharacterized. The record is from RefSeq and is a predicted model, not a curated record. Bases 117 to 1133 code for a protein of 338 amino acids. Lineage: Eukaryota; Metazoa; Arthropoda; Insecta; Hemiptera; Cimicidae. The transcript is spliced from 7 exons.